AUGGAAGAGGAACCAAAGUAUCUCUUCUCGGCAGCCACCGUGCUCGCCGCCUCCAGCCUCCUGAAUGGAAAGGAAAGCCACAACGACAGGGAGCAGUUCGAGGAGGCCGCCCAAUUCCUCUCGCAGCUGAAGGAUAACGGCAACUACGCAGCAGAAGAGUUCUGUCAGCACAUUGAUGCCAUGAAGAGGACCAUGGCAGCGGCCCAGGCCCGUCGGGGAGGCUACGCCACUGAAGGAGAUACGUCGACCGCCACGCCUUCUACCAUGCCCUCUUUCACCGAUACGGUGACCCUUGGUCAGCCUUUCCAGACGCAACACACGACGGCUGGCAUGGCGCUUAACGAACCAUCCCUUCAGGAGCCCUUGGCUCAGCCACUUCUGGAUUUGCAGUUUAUCGAUGCCUCGAUUCACAACGAUGGUGCACAAGGGCUCUACUGGCCGGAUUUCAGUCCGGAAUCUUGGACAGCUGAUACAUGGGCACCGACUUAAGCUGGACUUUUCCUUGUCAUUCAAUCACGGGUGCAAUCUAGUAUUAAAUAGUUAAGGAACAUUCCCUGAAUC
Molecule: messenger RNA, 561 nt
Organism: Colletotrichum navitas
Lineage: Eukaryota; Fungi; Ascomycota; Sordariomycetes; Glomerellales; Glomerellaceae
Exons: 2
Coding region: 1-489 (162 amino acids)
Source: RefSeq, a predicted model, not a curated record